CGGCAAAGUUGGACGGGAACUGUCAAUUUCAAGUUCUGGAAAAUUGUACACGAACCGAGAUUGACACGCUUUCCAGCUAUUUUUAUAUUAACUGUAAAAAUAAUUAACUUAUCUCAUCACUUAUUUGUUGUUCCUGGUGUUAUAAGAAAGACGGUUAACGAAAAGCCGCAAAAAUGAGUACAAUAUUGGAGAAAAUUGCCGCUAUAGAGUCGGAGAUGGCUCGAACGCAAAAAAAUAAGGCCACAGCUCUCCAUUUAGGUAUACUAAAAGCUAGAUUAGCUAAGUUGAGACGUGAGUUGAUCACUCCUAAAGGAGGCGGCGGUGCGACCGGCGAAGGUUUCGACGUUGCCAAAACCGGAGAUGCUCGUAUUGGGUUUGUAGGGUUUCCAUCGGUGGGGAAGUCCACGCUACUGUCUAAUCUGGCUGGAGUGUACUCGGAGGUAGCAGCGUAUGAGUUCACCACGCUCACAACAGUGCCGGGGUGUAUUAAAUAUAAAGGAGCUAAGAUUCAGCUCCUCGAUCUUCCUGGUAUUAUUGAAGGUGCGAAGGAUGGCAAAGGUAGAGGUCGUCAAGUAAUAGCUGUAGCCCGGACAUGCAGUCUCAUCUUCAUAGUCCUGGACGUAUUAAAGCCCUUACAGCAUAAAAAGCUGAUAGAACAUGAAUUGGAAGGCUUCGGUUUAAGAUUGAACAAGCAACCACCAAACAUACAUUUUAGGAAAAAAGAUAAGGGUGGAAUUAAUUUGAAUACUACUUGCCCACAAAGCGAGUUAGACACUGAAACAGUGAAGACAAUUCUAUCGGAGUACAAGAUUCACAAUGCUGACAUCACACUCCGGUACGAUGCUAACAGCGACGAUCUGAUCGACGUGAUUGAGGGCAACAGAGUGUAUAUGCCGUGCAUCUAUCUGCUUAAUAAGAUUGAUCAAAUCAGCAUAGAAGAACUCGACGUAAUUUACAAGAUACCCCACUGUGUGCCAAUAUCGGCACAUCACAAAUGGAACUUCGACGACCUCCUCGAGAAAAUGUGGGAGUACCUCAAACUGAUCAGGAUAUACACGAAGCCAAAGGGUCAGCUGCCUGAUUACAACGCGCCCGUCGUACUGCACGCUGACCGCACCAGUGUCGAGGACUUCUGUAAUAAACUCCAUAGGUCUAUUGUCAAGGAAUUUAAAAAUGCUCUCGUAUGGGGUUCAUCCGUGAAGCAUCAGCCGCAGAAAGUGGGCAUUGACCACGUUCUAAACGACGAGGACGUAGUCCAAAUCGUUAAAAAAGUAUAAAUACCAGUGUAAUACACAAAUAUAUAUUUUUGCGAACGAAAGUGAAUAAUAAAUGUUAAGUGUUUUGAGUAUCUGAAGAAUGUAUUUAUUCAGCUUCUCUGAUGUUUAUUUUUUUUAUUGGUUUUAUACAUUUAUUCCCGGCAAUAUUAAAGAUAGAAAUGACAAGGAUUCAAAUAGUAAGUUUAUCCUUUAUUUUUGUACUGCAAAUUAACUCCUAUGCUACUAUAUCGUAGUAAAAAACGUAUUUAUUAUAUUUAGACCACUUGGAUCGUAAAGUAUGCAUAUUUAAUUUUGUAAAUUAUAUUUUGAAACAAAGUGGGAGAAGUGGGAAGUUCUCAUAGAAAUACGCUAUUGAACCAUGUUGACCAUGACUAAACUAGCACUGUAAAAAGGAAAAAUAGUUUUCAAAAUUCAUGUACUUGACUACAUUUUUUCAUUCUUCGGAUACUCGAAAAUAAUUUGUUAUUGUUGGAAGAAAAUUCUAUGUAAGGGAUGAUACGUUUGUAUUGAGUUUUUUUAUAACCUUCUUACUUUCGAAAUGUCGUACGCAUUUACGUAACAUAAGUCAAAAGUUGUGCAUGCCUUACAAUAAAUAACAAUCAUAAUACAUCAAUGAAGUAAUUUAUAAACAAAUAUGUAUUGUUUCUUUGUAAGUAGUUUUAAACUGUGACAAAAGGUGUCCCAUAAUAGGCCAGCUUCACAUGUUGGCCCCAAUGUUUGCACACGUUGGUGUAAGCGUUGGAGCCAAAUUGUUGGGCCUUGUGGUUACCAAAGUCGAGGUCAGUCGGUACGUUAGUUUAAAAUUAGAAUUCGAAACAGUUUUGUUUUUGCAUAUCAGACAUCUAAAUAGGCAAAGGUAUAUUGUUAUACAGCUUAUCAUUUAUAUGAUGGGCAAACAAAAUUUGCCAGUCAAAAUUAAGGCUUAACCUGAUGAUAUUAAUAUUUGACAACUUCGCAUUAAAAUAAUAAGAUAAAAUAAUUGACAAAAAAUAUUGAUAAAGCUAUAAUUGUUCCUUAUAUGGCAAUCCGACCAGUCUAGAUGUAUGGUAACACUUUUUCAAAUAAACUGGGAUGUUUAACUUGUGUUGUACAGAAUGCUCAUUAUAAAUAUAAAAAUCUA
This is a messenger RNA of Trichoplusia ni (cabbage looper), 2397 nucleotides long. It is a transcript of the gene 128up, whose product is annotated as GTP-binding protein 128up. Gene Ontology annotation, cellular component: cytoplasm. Bases 174 to 1277 code for a protein of 367 amino acids. Gene Ontology annotation, biological process: cytoplasmic translation. The transcript has 7 exons. Lineage: Eukaryota; Metazoa; Arthropoda; Insecta; Lepidoptera; Noctuidae. Gene Ontology annotation, molecular function: GTP binding; GTPase activity. The record is from RefSeq and is a predicted model, not a curated record.